GCUGCGUCCCAGGGCGGGGAAUCGCGUAAUGGCGGACGCAGGCAGGGCGAGCGCGGCUGGGGGCGUAGCGCGCUGAGGGGGGUCCGGCAGUGUGGCAGCCCGCGAGGCGGCCCGCGGGAACAGACCCUGGGUGGAGACGGCUGGCCGGCCCGUCCGUCGCUGCGGGCGACCGCGUGAGACCAGGUUGUUUUUCAUCAUUCAGAACAUUGCCUGAAGCAGGUCCACCAUGCCGUUAGUAACGAGGAACAUCGAGCCAAGGCACCUGUGCCGUCAGACGUUGCCUAGCGUUAGAAGCGAGCUGGAAUGCAUGACCAACAUCACCCUGGCAAAUGUCAUCCGACAGCUGGGCAGCCUGAGUAAAUAUGCAGAGGACAUUUUUGGAGAGCUCUUUAUUCAGGCAAAUACCUUUGCCUCUCGGGUAAGCUCCCUUGCUGAGAGGGUCGACCGCCUACAAGUUAAAGUCACUCAGCUGGAUCCCAAGGAAGAAGAAGUGUCACUACAAGGAAUCAACACCCGAAAGGCCUUCAGAAGCUCUACCAUUCAAGACCAGAAGCUUUUUGACAGAAACUCUCUCCCGGUACCUGUCUUAGAAACAUACAACACUUGUGAUACUCCUCCACCUCUCAACAAUCUUACCCCAUACAGGGACGAUGGGAAAGAGGCACUCAAAUUCUACACAGACCCUUCAUACUUCUUUGAUCUUUGGAAGGAGCAGAUGCUGCAGGACACCAAGGAUAUCAUGAAAGAGAAGAGAAAGCAUAGGAAAGAAAAGAAAGAUAAUCCAAAUCGAGGGAAUGUAAACCCACGUAAAAUCAAGACACGUAAGGAAGAAUGGGAGAAAAUGAAGAUGGGACAAGAAUUUGUGGAAUCCAAAGAAAAGCUGGGACCUUCUGGGUAUCCAUCUAUCUCGGUGUACCAGAAUGGCAGCAUUGGCUCUGUUGAAAACAUGGAUGCGAGCAACUACCCACCACCACCACAGUCAGACUCCACUUCUCCACCUUCUCCUUUCUCUGAGGACAGCUUGCCUCCUCCACCAGCAGAAUUCAGCUACCCAGCUGACAACAACCAAAGGGGGUCUGGUUUAGCUGGAUUCAAAAGACCCAGUGUGGUCAGCCCAAGCCAUCCACCACCAGCUCCUCCUCUGGGCUCUCCGCCGGGCCCCAAACCUGGCUUUGCUCCACCACCUGCCCCUCCGCCUCCACCUCCAAUGAUAGGCGUCCCACCCCCACCCCCACCUGGAGGAUUUGGAUCCCCAGCGACCCCACCACCACCUUCACCCCCCUCUUUUCCACCUCAUCCCGAUUUUGCUGCCCCUCCACCUCCUCCCCCACCGCCAGCAGCUGACUACCCAACUCUGCCACCACCUCCCCUGUCCCAACCAGCGGGAGGAGCACCACCUCCUCCUCCCCCUCCCCCUCCUCCAGGGUCCCCUCCUCUCCCUUGUGGUGGUGUAGAUGGCCAGCCUGCCGCACCACCACCACUUUCCGAUAUGCCCAAGUCCAAGUCCUCCUUGCCUCCUGUGAGCGAUGCCCGCAGCGACUUGCUGUCAGCCAUCCGCCAAGGCUUUCAGCUGCGCAGGGUUGAGGAGCAGCAGGAACAAGAGAAGCGGGAUGUCGUGGGCAAUGACGUGGCCACCAUCUUGUCACGUCGCAUUGCUGUUGAGUACAGCGACUCGGAAGAUGACUCUUCUGAGUUUGAUGAGGACGACUGGUCGGAUUAACUCUUACUGCUGCCCACCUCUUUUCUUUCCUUCCUAUCUGCCUUCUUUGAUGCCUACCCCAACUGGUCCCAUGGGGGAAAAAAGGGAGGAAAAAAAGAAUUUCAAGGGGCCAAAGCCUUCCCUGAAGCAACCAAAGAUAUAUCGCAGUGCUUCCUCCAAAUCAACACGUAUUUCCCAGCUCCCGUUGGUUGUGAAGCCAACCCUGAGGGUCAGGAUUUGAGACAAAAUGUUCCCUCUUCCCCACUGCAUAUUGAAGAGAGGGAAAAACCCCAAAGCUGAUCCUUUUGUUUGGGUUUAAAUUGGAGUUGAUACCUUCCCCUAGGAGCCAUUUUCAACUGUGGACUUCUCCCAAAAUCCUUGCCCUCAGCUACUUCGAAUAAUGCUAGCCACCAUCUGUUCCUAAAGCCUGCGUGGACACAGCCUGCCCCUUUCCCAUGCACUGAGAGCGGAGCAGGCCACGUGCCCCAGCAGCCAGACUGCUGCACCCUUCUGCCCUGAUCUGUGGGGUGAGGCUGCCUUUUGCUAAGUCCUUUUUGCGUCUGGAUGCCCUUUAUUCUAGGAGCCAUCAAGCCCCUAAAGAAGGUCUCGAUCCCUCUGCCCAGAAAUGAUGCCUUUCUGAGGGCUAAGAUGGUUACCUUCCUCCCAGGCUCCCACUCCUGAGUGUGAUGUUCUGGUCUCCCUUCAAUGCCCCUCCCUCGCCACCAGGUGCCUCUAGGCACCACAGCCCAUUUCUAACCUCUAAUACCCAUGACCAAACUAGCCCUGACACGGGAAUAUGUGCCUCUGCUGGCUGUCAGGAGCCAAGCUUAGAGACUUGGAACUAUAGGAAUAGAAGAACAGUGAGCCCUUUUGGGUUCUACCCUCUUAAUGAUGCUGAAGUCUAGAAAUAGGAAGUGACUUGUUCAAGGUCACACAGUUGGAUGGUGACAGAGCUAGAGCCCAGAGUUUCUUAUUCCAAGUCACCUGUGCUUUCUGGGACCAAAUAGUGGGCACCUGCUGGAGCCUGGGCAGAGCAGUCUUGGCUCUGUUCUGCUACAGACCUCACCAUAGGUGGGGGUCCCAGCAGGAAGGCUCAGGGCCUGUGCCAGGCCCAUCAGUGCUGCUCAGACCCUUAUAGCCUCUCUUGUAAUUCUUUGCUUCCCCUUUGCUAUCACCAGCCAACCACAUGGCCCUGGGAGCUGCCCUUCUGGGGGAUCAGAGGUAGUGAGAGAAGGAAGGGGGUGGGCAGCUUUGACAGGUGCUGUUUUCAAUUCCUCUGCAACUCCUCCCCCUUUUAUUUCCCUAAUUUUAGCAUAGGUUCUGCCAACUGUAGAAACUUCAGUCCCUCAGGCUGGCAGCCACGGCAGGUAGCUGCCUGGGGGGGCCUGGCAACCAUGAGGGCUGAAAAGCAGAGGGACUCUGGGUCUUGUUUCCAGCUCCCCUCCUCACUGCACACGGUGGUGUUCCCUCCCUCGCUCCCCCCUUUUCCCAGAGCUAAUACACAGGUGCUAUUAUUCAGAAAAAACUGGUCAGCUUUGGCCAGCAAUGAGGUUUCUUCUCUUCUGCCCUAACUAUUGUGUAUCCUCUUAUGCUGAAACCGGCUUCUCCUGGCUUCUCCUGCGUUCAGAGCCCUGAAACAAAGAGAAACAGGAUCUGUCUCUACCCAGCACAGCAAAUGGUUGUAGUAAUUGCCAAAGCCCUCAUAAACCCCUCCGGCUUGAGGAGAGUAUGUAAUCAUAGGUACUGCCGCUGUGCCCUGGCUGAAUACUCCCCCUCUGCCUUCUUUCCUUGAACUCAGGCAGGGACUGAGCCUGUAGGAGCCAGCAUGCCCUCCUGCUGGGGCUGCUCCGGAGAGUGCCUUCCUCCCUCUCCCCAGGUCAUGUGUCUCUGGCAUAAGGCCGGCACCUGGCUCUAGUGCAGAGCAUACCGGGCCAUGUGUGCCCCCGCAUUGCUUUCCACCUUGCACUUUGGAAGCUGAAGAUGCAUUCUUUAAAACCCUAAAAUGGCCAUUGAAGGUGCCCCCAGCUGUAGCCCACAGUGGCUGGAGAGGCAGGCAGAGGGCAGUGGUUCUCCCAAAUAGGAGUCCUGGGGCCUUGCCAGGCCAGGGUUUGGGCCUAAUGGUUUUGACUAAAUUACCCUCACCCCGCUCUUUUCCGGAAAAAGGGGGAGCCAUUGCCACUCACUAUCAUUCUGCUCUGACCUUGAAGGGGGUGGUGUUGGCCUGGCUUCUAGACUGGACAGAGUCCACCGUGGAAAGGGCUGGGGGCAGGAGGGGGUGGGGAGGGGCACUGCCUACGGAAGGUAGGAUUAGAUCAUUAGCUCAGUGACCUCCUAGGGUUUCGAUGUGCUGUGUUCUCAUCCUACAGCUGGUUUGGUAAUGAUCUGCAAGUCCCGGAGAGCAACAGCACAGCUCUGCCUGACGCUCUCAUUAAAAUCUAUGCAGCCAAGCUCGGCGCUUUGUAGCAGCCGGCCUUGCGAAGCCUCCUCAGCUGGGUGGGGGGUGGGGGAACGGACCCAGUCAGCUGAGAGGCCUUCUGGGCUCUUCUUAUGCAUAUGUGCACCCCCAAAAAUGCUUCUUUAAACCCAGAGCCCUCUAAGAUGAGAAAGGACCCUAUGCAGGUAAUCUCGUGUCUUUGGAAUCCUAGAAUUGUAGAAUGCAAGUUUAGUGAUUAUUUAAACUGUGCCGAGGCUGGUAAGAGUAUGGAACAAUGGCCCAUAAAGACUUUUAAGCACUGAAGCCAAGGAGCUACCUCCUUUCCUGGACUGCUCAGCCCAGGGGACCUGUCCCCAUUCCUGUGGCCCAGGGACCCGGCUUCCAGUAGGCAGUGUCAGAAGAGACUGGUGGCUUUGCCCAGGUUGUGAGAUGAGUACAUUCCAAAGGAGCAGCCUUGGGGAGAGGGCAGGCUCCUGACCCCUUGGAGGCUCAGAGCAGCCAGCCCAAGCUCUGGCUCGCCUCCGGAAGCUUGAACGCCCUCAGAAACGACCCUGGCCAAUGUCACCACAAAGCCGAGGCGGUGUUGUCAGGGCUAAUGUGAAAUCUCUUCCCGUGGCGCCAAACCUCCGGCUCUGCAGCGCCAGCUUGGACAGAUUGAGGUCUCUGUGGCUUUGGUGACCCUGCUUAAGCAUUCCCACCAUGUCCCAGCUCUGCUCUCAGCCUGCCUCCCACCGCAGCCCCCCUUACCUGACCUCAGGGCCUGGGGAUGGGGGAGUGCCCCAAGGCCAGGGGCUUUUGCUCAGGAGAUGUAUCAGGCCUCCUAGGGGCAUCAGCCUUUGAGCUCUACUGGGGUCCAGCUGACCCUGGGGACCAGGUGUUUCCCAGGGAUGUGCCUUGUUUUGUGCCUCAGUGAGGGCUAGGGAACAAUGUUGUUGUAUUAACUCUACUCAGUUGACUCACUUGAGAAACUAACCAAUUUUUACUUUUUGUCUAGAAUGAUGAACAUGUAGGAGAGUGAGCUGUAAAGCUCCCAAAGUGCCUUUCUCUCUCUGAUAUAAACAUAUUUAUAAGGACCUAUUCCAGUGGACUCUUACGUGUGUUUGCCACAUCAGGGUUCUGAAAAUGGGUCUCUUUUCCCCGAGGAUGGGAAAGGGGCUGCAGUUGGAGAUCUGAGCAGUGGGGUUAAGCCAGACCCCUACAGUGACCCUUUCCCUUGGCCCUCCUCCUCUCAGGUCCUUAGAAGGAUGUCCAGUUUUUUAGAGCCCUGUGGCCCCAAGCCUGGUCUCAUUUGCUUCCCUGCCAGGCUGUGUGCACCACAUUAGCUCCCUAGUGACCUGAAGUUUCCAUGUAACUAUGUAUAGAUGCGAAUACAAAAAUGCCAACAUUUUAAGUAAUUUGAUAAAGUCUUUGUAGCCACUCAGCCA
Pteropus alecto (black flying fox) is the source of this 5557-nucleotide messenger RNA. It is a transcript of the gene WASF2, whose product is annotated as WAS protein family member 2. Gene Ontology annotation, molecular function: actin binding; protein kinase A regulatory subunit binding; Arp2/3 complex binding. Gene Ontology annotation, cellular component: cytoskeleton. Bases 227 to 1720 code for a protein of 497 amino acids. Gene Ontology annotation, biological process: actin cytoskeleton organization; positive regulation of Arp2/3 complex-mediated actin nucleation. NCBI's taxonomy places the organism in Eukaryota, Metazoa, Chordata, Mammalia, Chiroptera, Pteropodidae. The record is from RefSeq and is a predicted model, not a curated record. The transcript is spliced from 9 exons.